Messenger RNA from Neurospora tetrasperma FGSC 2508, 2059 nucleotides. RefSeq lists its product as uncharacterized. The transcript is spliced from 3 exons. Gene Ontology annotation, cellular component: membrane. Gene Ontology annotation, biological process: transmembrane transport. The coding region runs from base 1 to 2019 and encodes 672 amino acids. NCBI's taxonomy places the organism in Eukaryota, Fungi, Ascomycota, Sordariomycetes, Sordariales, Sordariaceae. The record is from RefSeq and is a predicted model, not a curated record. Gene Ontology annotation, molecular function: transmembrane transporter activity.
AUGACGGCCUCCUCUCGGGAUAAUUCGGUAGGAAAACAAAGGAGUGCGGCAGUUGAUGGACAGGAUGGGCGGGGAUGGGCACGUGGGAGUCGGACUGGGGGCGGGAGAGGAACAGGAACAGGAAGUGAUGGGAAAAAUCCAGAACAAAGUCAAAACGGUCAGAGAGCGACAAACGGCGGUGAUGGAAACGGUACCGGUCAAGACGACAAAGACAAUGGACGACGAAGCCCGCAGUCGCAGCGAGUAGGCCACCAACUUCUAGAUUCACAUUUGUCAUCAUCCAAAGCAAAGGAUCACGAUCACGAUCACAUGGCGACGGACUCCGACUUGGACUUGGACACGGACUCGGAAUCGGACACCACAGACUCGGAAGAAGACCGCCGAAUAUCAACCGAACUCCACCGGGAAGUCUUCUUCAGUGCUGUUGGCGAGGAAGAGGCGUAUGAGUUAACUUCGACCAAGAAGAAGCCCAAGGGAAAGCGUAAGAAGGGCAACAGGAGGAGGGGAACUAGCAAGUUCCCAGACCUGGAUGACGAAAGUGUUAGCACGACAACGAGCGGUAAAAGUUUCCAGUUGCGAUACACGCCAGAAGAAGAAAGAGAAGUGGUGAAAAAGUUUGAUCGUAAACUGGUGCUUUUCGUGGCCCUGCUUUAUAUGUUGAGCUUUUUGGAUCGGUCUAACAUCGGAAAUGCCCGUAUCGCGGGUAUGGAAGAAGACCUCCAGUCCACUCCUCCCAAGGAUGGUUGGUACGAGUGGGCUCUAACAGCCUUUUACAUCGCCUACAUCUGCUUCGAAUGGAUGUCCCUUCUCUGGCGCCUCAUACCCGCCCACAUCUACGUCUCCAUCAUCGUUCUCUGCUGGGGCUUGACGGCGUCGCUUCAAGCCGUGGCAGUCAACUACCCUAUGCUCAUUUUUUUGCGCACAAUUCUGGGUAUCGGCGAGGCGGCCUUUACCGGAGUGCCCUUUUACUUAUCCUUCUUUUACAAGCGGCAUGAGUUAGCUCUUAGGACGGCCGUGUUUAUAUCAGCCGCCCCCCUAGCAACCAGCUUCGCCUCCUUCCUAGCCUGGGCCAUUUUGAAGCUAGGCGAAAUCUCUCCCGUCCGCCCCUGGCGUCUCCUUUUCCUGAUAGAAGGUUUCCCCUCCGUCAUCGUCGCCGUGCUCGCCUGGCACAUCAUCCCUGACUCCCCGCAAACUGCUCGCUACCUCACCCGUCGCGAAAAGAAAGUCGCGGCUCUCCGUCUCCGGUCCUCAUCCUCUUCCUCCUCCCCGUUUUCUCAUUCUUCUGCCGGUCCGGGCCUCAAAACAAGCGACAUCCUAACAACCCUCACCUCCCCCACCGCCUGGCUCACCGCCGCAAUCUUCUUCCUUACCAACCUCGCCUACUCCUCCCUCCCCGUCUUCCUCCCCACCAUCUUGAUGUCCAUGAACCAUACCCCCCUCAUGUCCCAAGCCCUCUCCGCCCCUCCCUACCUCUGCGCUUUUAUAACAGUCCUCUGUACCGCCUCCUUCUCCGACCGAUACCACAACCGUUCCACCCCUCUAAUUUUCCACGCCCUCCUUUCCGCCUUCGGUUAUUCUGUUCUUGCCUUUUCCCAGUCUCUCGGUUUGGAACCGGGUAGCUGGGUCAGGUAUCUAGCCGUCUAUCCUGCCGCGAUCGGGUUUUUCAAUGUGGUGGUGUUGACGAUUGCGUGGAGUAUCAAUAACCAGCGGACUGAAGGCGGAAAGGGAAUGGGGUUUGCGUUGAUGCAGGUUCUAGGACAGUGUGGACCGCUUGUGGGAACGAGAUUGUAUCCCGCAAAGGAGGGGCCGUUCUGGAAGAGGGGGAUGGGGGUUUGUGCUGGGGCGAUGGUGGGAGUUGCUUUCGUGGCGGUUUUCUUGAGGGCAUACCUAGCGAGAAAGAAUAGGAAACUCGAGGAGGAGACUGCCUAUGAAGGUGUGGGGCAAGAUGAGGAGGAGGGGCUGGUUGAUGGUGAAAGGGAGGGAGGAAGUAGGGAAGAGAGGUUUAGGUAUAUGUUGUAAUGCUGCAGUUGGUUGUUCUUCAACAAGCCCAGGCGUUCUG